AUUUCAUUAUCCGAGUUAUUAAAUAAAAAAAAUCCCGGUGUGAGCCUACAGUUGGAGACUUGCUCGUAAAUGGCCUAAUCAAGCACCGCUAUAAAUGCCAGCCGAGUCUAAUUAACGCCACGCUUUCCUGAUGGAUGCAGGACGUGACAGACUUGAGCUGACCAGGAGCUAUGAGGGCCCAUCUCUGUCUGAUUUUGACAGAGGCUUUUGCGCAGACCAGAGUCUGUCUUUAUCAGCGGUCUCCGCCGACGGCUUCCUGAGACCAAACAGAGGCAUCGUGCUGGAGUAUCCCGAGCCCGGCUCUGCCGCUGCACCCUGUCUGAACUACUCCACAAGCCUUUUAUCGCCUUUAGUUGCCCUCAGCAAGAACGCCCUCUCUCCAGGCAGCUCCCUGAGCACGGCUCUGGGAAGUCCGGUGGAGGGCAAGUCCUCCACACCCUACGAGAGAGUCCAGUUUCAGAAACCUGUCCUGGCCAGCUCGCUGGACCUGUCCUGCGUCGAUCUGACCACCACUCACCCGUCGUGGGAAGUGUCCUUUGUGAAGGCCGUGGUUGAGAGCCCUAAGUCAUGUUUGGAGUCCACCUGGAGUCCUAUCAACCUGUCGGCCCCUCCUGAGGCCUCUCUGGUGUCGUCUUCGGAGGAGCUUCAGCGCUCGUGGAGGGAAAUGGUCCGGCAGGGAUCCGGUCAGCCUCCUGCAGUCCCAGAUCUCAGAGAGGAACAGGGCUCCUCUAACUUGGCCAUUUGAUAGACACCAUAUUUUAGGUUUCCUACUGUGAUUCUCACUAGAGUGGUAAAAUGUUUAUAUAAAUGUAUUUAAUCAAAAUAAAGUGUUGCAUUUAA
Molecule: messenger RNA, 840 nt
Organism: Puntigrus tetrazona (Sumatra barb)
Lineage: Eukaryota; Metazoa; Chordata; Actinopteri; Cypriniformes; Cyprinidae
Exons: 3
Coding region: 131-745 (204 amino acids)
Source: RefSeq, a predicted model, not a curated record